AUGACAAGCCCAAGGCCCAGCCUCGGUGGGCAACCCCACACCCCACGCCGCUCACAACAUAACGGCGCCAAUGGCGCCAAUGGAACAAAUGGAACCAACGGCUCGCCGAGCGGGUACACGAGCCUGCGCGACCUCGUGGCCCCGAUCAGUCCUACGUCGCCCCGCCCCGCACUGCGUGACUGGAACUUUGCGCGCGGCGUUGAGGAGGACAUGGAAGGCGAGCAGAGCCGGAUCGAGCUGCCUGAACUCAAGGAGAAGCGCCGCCUAAGCCUAUGGCGUCUGAUCGCGCUCACGGUAUCGAUGGGGGGGAGUCAGAUCGCCUGGACAGUCGAACUCGGAUACGGUACACCAUACCUACUCGACCUGGGUCUCAGCGAGGACCUCACCUCCCUCGUGUGGCUCGCUGGCCCGAUCUCAGGCCUCGUCGUCCAGCCCCUCAUCGGCGUUAUCUCGGACUCGUCGACUUCUAGGUAUCGCCGGCGGUACUGGAUUGUUGCGAGCACGAUUCUGCUCGUCAUUUCGACCCUCGGGCUCGCGUUUACCGAACCCGUCGCCAAGGCCAUCGUCGACAUCUUCGGCGGGGGUCAGGGUGAUUGGGACCCCCGUCAUGGCCGCUUGGUCAAGCUCACGGCUAUCAGCAUUGCUGUGUUCUGCUUUUACAGUCUCGACUUUGCUCUCAAUGGCCUACAGGCUUCCCUCCGCAACCUCGUUUUUGACGUCACACCAGAGGAACAGAUUAACGCGGCCAACGCUCUGCACGCCCGUUUCCUGCAUCUGGGAAGCAUUGUCGGCUUCGCGCUGGGCUACAUCAAACUCGACUCUGUCCCGAUCAUUCGGUUGAUCGGCGGCGAACAGUUCCGCAAGCUCUGCAUUGUCGCCAUGACGCUCCUAGUCAUUACUGUGUGGAUCACGUGCUUCACAAUCGAUGAGGACCCACGCUCAUGUCUCGUACCCAACACGAACCGGGGCAAGCUGCGAGACAUGUUUUACGCAAUCGACCAGGCAAUACGCACCCUCCCUGAGCCCGUGCGCCGCAUUUGCGCUGUUCAGUUCGCCGCCUUCGGCGGUUGGUUCACCUACUUGUUCUACUCGACCACGUACAUGCAAACGGUAAUGAGCCACGAGCAAGGCCGCAACGCCGACCGCGGCGAGGCAACCCGCGUGGGGAGUUUUGCCAUGCUCCUCUACGCCUUUGUGGCCAUUACCGCUGGCACAGUGCUCCCAUGGUUCUCGCAGCGCGACGAGCGCCUCCUCCCAAACGACUACGACGACGACGAGGCGGAAUCCGCACGUAUCCGGGACACGGUGGACGUCUGGCGUCGCGACGCGCACCGUCGUGGCCGACCACUCAAACUCCCUCGAAUGCCUUUCAUGCUGAGAGACGUGUGGACGUGCGCCCUCGUCUUCUUCUUCGUUCUCAUGAUGAGCACAUUCUUCAUCUCAACCGUGUGGCAAGCGACAACCAUGAUCGCGCUGGUAGGUAUCUGCUGGGCCGUGGCGAUGUGGGUGCCCUUCGCGAUCAUGAUGGAGUUCCUACGCGAAAUCGAUGCCGAUAACGACAAGGACAGGCGUACAGCCCCACCAUCCCCAGAAGUGUCAUCAUCACCGGACGAGACCCGCCUUCUAGUCGACCAUACCUUACAGAACGCAUACUCUGCAGUCGACCUUGAAGCUGCCGGUAUAGAGUAUGCCCCGCAAGGACCCGUUGCAGGGGGAACGAUCAUGGGCAUCCACAAUCUCGCGAUUGUGUUCCCACAGUUUCUGAUCGCCAUCGUCGCCAGCAUCAUCUUCAAGGUGGUCGACGGUGACUUACCCCCUGAUCAUCUCGAGCCAGAGUUCCGCGAACGGACCGGCGUAUCGUGGGUGCUAAGGUUUGGCGGGCUCGCCGCCCUCGUCGGCGCGGUCUUGUGUCGCCGUGUCCCGCCCACGCGGACGGAGAAGGCUAUGCGCCGCCGCCUGGCCGAGAUGCGCGAGGAGCAGGAGCAGGGUGAGUAG
Molecule: messenger RNA, 1995 nt
Organism: Cutaneotrichosporon cavernicola
Lineage: Eukaryota; Fungi; Basidiomycota; Tremellomycetes; Trichosporonales; Trichosporonaceae
Exons: 5
Coding region: 1-1995 (664 amino acids)
Cellular component (GO): plasma membrane
Molecular function (GO): sucrose:proton symporter activity
Source: RefSeq, a predicted model, not a curated record